AUGGUCAACCGAUUUGUACAAGAAAGAAUCUACCGAACAAAGGUACUCGUUGUUCUUGACGAUGUAAAUGAGCUAGAGAAAUUAGACUAUUUAGCUGGAAAUCAUGAUUGGCUUGGCAAUGGAAGUAGAAUCAUUGUAACAACAAGAGAUGUGCAAUUGCUUAAGAACAUUGGAGCUCAUGGAAAAUAUCCCGUGGAGGAAUUAAAUUUUGAUGAAGCAAAUAAGCUUUUUUGUUCAAGAGCUUUCCGAGGACAAAGUCCCGCUAGUGGUGCUUAUAAGAAGCUAUCAGAAAGGGCGGUCAAUUACGCUCAAGGCCUUCCACUGGCCCUUAAAAUCUUGGGUAGCCACCUAUAUUCUAAGAGCACAAAAGAAUGGGAAAGUGAAUUGAACAAAUUGAAAAUGUUUCCCAACAGCAAAGUUCAGAAUGUGUUGAGAGUAAGUUAUGACGGGCUCGAACCAAAUGAGAAGGAUAUAUUCCUUGACAUCGCAUGCUUUUUCAAAUGUGAAGAAAAGGAUUCAGUAGAAAGAAUACUAGAUGGCUGUAAUUUUUUUGUUGAUACAGGAGUGAUAACCCUUAUUGAUAGGUCUUUGAUAACGAUCACACCUAACAAGAAAUUUGAGAUGCAUGAUUUGGUGCAACAAAUGGCUUAG
Molecule: messenger RNA, 651 nt
Organism: Morus notabilis
Lineage: Eukaryota; Viridiplantae; Streptophyta; Magnoliopsida; Rosales; Moraceae
Product: TMV resistance protein N-like
Exons: 1
Coding region: 1-651 (216 amino acids)
Biological process (GO): defense response
Molecular function (GO): ADP binding
Source: RefSeq, a predicted model, not a curated record